CUAAUUAGAAACAUAACAUCCAUAGUGAUUAUUUUCCAACUGAUUGCUGGGUUUGUUUUACACAGCGUUAUAUAUAGUGUGUUUUAUGUAGCUGCCUGUGCAGUCGUGCCUGCCCACAGGCCAGGCCCAGGAGCCGUGGGAGGAGCAGGCGGCGCCUCCUGCCCGGCCAGAGGCGGCUGCUGCGGGACAGGGAGCGCGGCUCCGGCCCCCUGAUACCGCUGUGAACAUCCGCCAAGAACCCAGAGAGAUGGGCAACAAGGCGCGACAACAACCGGCGAAGUGAAGGCUGGGGAACCUGGGCAUGUUUAGUCUAGAAGGAGGAACUAGCAGUUUGUGUUAACCUUAGAUAACAUGAAGAUGGAGGACUAUGAAAUAUUCUGUAGGAAGCAUCUUUCCAGAAUCCAAGAAGAGGCAAUAAAAGGAAAAACCUCUUUGACUGUUCAGAACAAAAAUAUCUCCCUCAUUCAAUUCUAUGGAGUUCCUGUGCUUUCCCCUCUGCUUAGCCUUGAAAAGAAAAAGGAAAUACAGCAGUAUAAGGAGAAAGCCCUGGAGCUGGAGAGCAGGAAACAGGAGUCCCGGAAAAAAGCUUUAUUGACUCGUGUUCAGGAGAUUGUCAAAAAUGUCCAGAUGAAGAAAGGAUCUAGUAUGAGUGAUGUGGACACAUCAAAGGCUGAGAGUUCUUGCCCUGAUUUGGAUUCAAAGGCUUUGACUUACUUCACAGCUCUAUCAGAUAUCAGUUCAGCAUGUACUCCUGAAAGGCAGAGUUCCAUGGACCUGGAAAAGACAUCGGAACUUAGACCAUCAGGUACUGCUGGGCAAGUGACAUCAAAUGUGACAGAAGUAGUUAAAGCAGCAGAAGAAAAUGUUUCUUCAAAGGCAAGUGAGAGUCGCUUCUUGGAAGAUGCGCCGUGUCCGAGGGCUGCAUCUCCUGACAAGGUGUGUACCAAGCUCCCAUCUCAUGCUCUGCAGAAGCAGGAGGGACGAGUGGGGUCACCAUCAGAUGAGGAUGUCCAAGAUCCAUGUGUAAUGAGUCUUCAGAACCUGAUAAAGAAGUCUAGGGAGUACAUAGAGAAAGAGCAGAGCAAGCGUCCCUCAAAAAGCAAUUCAAAGAGGAGUACGAGUGAAAGUAAUUCGGAUAAGGAAAAUGACGGUGUUAAAACAACUGACUCUGGGAAAGAGAGGGCAAAGCUUACAGGCAGGAGUUGCACUGCUCAGACACUUGAUAAACCCAGUCUUAAUAAAUCAAAUACCCUUCUCCACAGUGCCUCUACUCAUACAAAUAACACAAGUAUGUCCACUUUAUCCAGUUUUUCUAAAGUAGACAUACCUAUGAGAGUUGGAACACCCCCUUUGGUGGAUUCUGAUUCAGAUGAGGAAUUGAAAAAGAAUUCUAUGUUUGAGCAUGACAGUAGCAUUGUCAGGAGCCUCGCAGGCUCUUAUGCCAAAUUGCCAAGCCCAGAGCCAAGCAUGAGCCCUAAAAUGCACCGACGGCGCCCAAGACCUUUAUCCAUGGGACACAUCAUUAUAAACAACCCUGUGAAUGCUUACGAGUUAAGUCCUAAAGGCAAGGGUAGAACAAUGGAUUUAAUCAUGCAAGAUAUUGCUGACAAAAACAAUGUGUCUGAAUCGGUGCCAAAGUUCAUGGUGGACUUCACUACGGUCUGCCCUGGCAGAGUUCCUGGUGUCAGCAGGAAUUCUUCAGGCCCUUGUGAUGGGUUGGGGGUUGGCAAACCAAAGCGCCAUUCCUUUGGGCUCUUUGAGAGCAGAGGAACAGUGUCGGCUGUGGUGGAAGGACCGGUGGUGAUGGACAGCAGAGGGCCAUAUAAAGCAGAGAGCACUACUAGUAUGGCACCUCCAAAAGUGAGUGAGCCCUUUGCCAUCAGUCAGUCUGCAGUGACACAGAGGAUCCUGGCUGUGAGUGAAAUGAAACCAGCUACUUUGGCAGAAAACACUAAAUGUAAUUCUCCAAUGGAACUCAAUAAAUCUUAUGAUGUGGAAAGUCCAUCUCCACUACUAAUGCAGAGCAAGAAUGUGCAACAGCAGCCGGAUAAUACUCCAAAUGUUUCCUCAGCAAAUGAGCAGUUCCCAGAAAAUUUUGCAAAGGUAAAACGUAGACUUGAUUUGGACACUGACUACUGCCAAAAAGAAAACAGUUCCUGUGGUCUCAGAGGUGGAGUGGAAGAACAAGAGAAGCAGUGGUUGCAAGAACAGAAAUAUCCUGUGGGAUCAGUUUACAUUACCAAGAAUGCAGUCCUUGAAAAUACGGCAAAAGAUAUUUUAAAAACUAAUGUGCUGACCUUUGAAGAAGUGAAAAAGAGACUUGAAAAACAGCAUGCACAACAACUGUCGAUUCUGAUAGCUGAACGAGAGAGAGAACAGGAGGAAUUGAAGGAACUGGAAGAGCAGAAGAGAAAUUCAAAAGGAGAGAAGGUUACUACAACGGAAAUAGAAAUUUCCAAAGUGAAUAUUAACAGCAGGAUGGAGUUGGAGUGGAGGAAAAAAAGUGAAAGUGGCUUGCUGGAAAGUGUGCAGUCUCAGUUGGAGACAGUCCAUAACACAAACUCCACUAGCAUUGGUUUUGCUCAUACAACACCCAACACCUUUUCUUCAACAAGUGAAACUUCGUUCUAUCUCUGGGGACCAUCAGGAAGUGGAGUUAUAAAGACCUCAGUAUGCAGGCCAAGUAAUAGGAUCAAAACUAGGUGGAUUCAGGUUUUCAGUCCAGAGAUACAAAUGAAGUUCGACAAGAUCACAGCAGUGGCAAAGGGAUUUCUCACUCGUAGACUCCUGCAGACAGAAAAACUGAAACAUCUUAAGCAAACUGUAAAAGAUACUCUGGAGUUCAUAAAAAAUUUUCAGUCUGAAGCUCCAUUGAAAAGAGGAAAUGUGUCAGCACAAGAUGCAUCCCUUCAUGAAAGAGUAAUGGCUCAGCUGCGAGCUGCUCUGUAUGACAUCCAUGACAUCUUUUUCACAAUGGACGUGUCGGAGAGAAUGAAUAUUCUGCGUCACGAUCGUGAAGUUCGUAAAGAGAAGAUGCUCAGGCAAAUGGAUAAAGUAAAGAGCCCAAGAGAGCGAGUGACACUUUCAACAGCUACACAGAAAUCUCUGGACAGGAAAAAGUACAUGAAGGCUUCAGAAAUGGGAAUACCAAGUAAAAAAAUAAUAAUGAAACAAAAAACUCCUCAAAACCGCAUACUUCAACCAAACCAAGUACAGAAUGCUCCAGUUCAUAGACUGCUUUGCAGACAAGGUACCCCUAAGACCUCAUUGAAUGGGGUUGAGCAAAAUAGAAGGAAGGCCUCAGGGAGCAGAGUGCUUAACAAGGCUGUUUCAGGAGCAUAUGCAGGAAGAACCCAAAGAAAGAAGCCAAAUGUUGUGAUAAUUUAAGAAGACAACAUUCACUGGGAUAAAAUGGCUAUGUUUUAAUGA
Vidua chalybeata is the source of this 3429-nucleotide messenger RNA. It is a transcript of the gene CCP110, whose product is annotated as centriolar coiled-coil protein 110. Lineage: Eukaryota; Metazoa; Chordata; Aves; Passeriformes; Viduidae. The transcript is spliced from 15 exons. The coding region runs from base 352 to 3387 and encodes 1011 amino acids. The record is from RefSeq and is a predicted model, not a curated record. Gene Ontology annotation, biological process: centrosome duplication; regulation of cytokinesis; centriole replication. Gene Ontology annotation, cellular component: centriole.